Messenger RNA from Merops nubicus (carmine bee-eater), 2118 nucleotides. RefSeq names its product frizzled class receptor 6 (gene FZD6). Gene Ontology annotation, molecular function: Wnt-protein binding; Wnt receptor activity. Gene Ontology annotation, cellular component: plasma membrane. Lineage: Eukaryota; Metazoa; Chordata; Aves; Coraciiformes; Meropidae. Gene Ontology annotation, biological process: non-canonical Wnt signaling pathway; canonical Wnt signaling pathway. The record is from RefSeq and is a predicted model, not a curated record.
AUGGGAGUACUCCUGUUCUCUGCAACUUGCAGUUUACUUGUAACUGUGGUGCAAGGGCACAGUUUAUUCACGUGUGAGCCAAUUACUAUAUCCAGAUGUUCAGGAAUAACUUUUUUCCCAAACAUCAUGCGGCACUAUGAUCAGGACACAGCUGCUCUCCAAAUGGAGCCUUUUCUUACACUUAUGAAUCUUCACUGUUCACCAGACGUCCACACGUUUCUGUGCAAAGCCUUUGUCCCUGCCUGCCUGGAGCAAGUUCACGUGGUUCAGCCUUGCCGAAGCCUCUGUGAGAAAGUGUAUUCUGACUGUAAGCACCUGAUGGACACUUUUGGAAUCAUAUGGCCUGAAGAGCUGGAAUGUACCAGACUUGUCGAUUGUGACGAGGCUGUUCCUGCCACUGCUGCUGUAACCACAAACGUACACGGAACUUGGAAGACCCAGGGCCAGACCCGAAGGGAUUAUGGAUUCUGGUGUCCACGACACCUACACACUACCAAUGGACAAGGCUACAAGUUUCUAGGAAUUGAUCAGUGUGCACCCCCAUGUCCCAAUAUGUACUUCAAAAAUUAUGAAUUGGAUGUUGCGAAAAGCUUCAUUGGAAUAGUUUCCAUUUUUUGUCUGUGCGCAACACUUUUCACAUUCCUGACUUUCCUAAUUGAUGUUAAACGGUUUCGGUACCCAGAGAGGCCCAUCAUAUAUUACUCUGUCUGUUACAGCAUAGUUUCUCUAAUGUAUUUUAUUGGGUUUUUACUUGGGAACAGAACGGCCUGUAACGAGGCCAAUGAUAAGUUAGAAAUUGGAGAAACAGUUGUUCUUGGCUCCCAAAACAAAGCCUGUACUGUUCUUUUCAUGGCUUUGUAUUUUUUCACUAUGGCAGGAACUAUAUGGUGGGUGAUUCUUACAAUCACUUGGUUCCUUGCAGCAGGAAGAAAAUGGAGCUGUGAAGCUAUUGCACAGAAGGCCAUGUGGUUCCACACAGUUGCCUGGGGAAUACCUGGGUUUCUAACUGUUAUGCUCCUUGCAAUGAACAAGGUUGAGGGAGACAAUAUCAGUGGAGUUUGCUUCGUGGGUCUCUAUGACCUGGAUGCCUCUCUGUACUUCGUGCUUUUGCCGUUAUGCCUUUGUGUUUUUUUUGGUCUCUCUCUUCUUUUAGCUGGUAUUAUUUCUUUAAAUCAUGUGCGGCAAGUCAUACAGCAUGAUGGCAGAAACCAGGAGAAGCUAAAGAAAUUCAUGAUCCGAAUUGGAGUUUUUAGUGGGUUGUACUUGGUGCCACUUGUAUCACUUCUUGGAUGUUAUGUCUAUGAACUGGUGAACCGGAAAGUCUGGGAAACGACUUGGGUAUUUGACCACUGUGACCAGUACCAUAUUCCUUGUCCUUACCAGGCAAAGGCACUAGCAAGACCAGAAAUAUUUUUGUUUCUGAUGAAAUAUUUGCUGACGUUAAUUGUUGGCAUAUCUCCAGUCUUCUGGGUGGGAAGUAAAAAGACCUGCUCCGAAUGGGCCAGUUUCUUCAACAGAAACCGCAAAAGAGAUCCAAUCCGUGAGAGUCGAAGAGUGCUGCAAGAAUCAUGUGAAUUUUUCUUGAGGCACAAUUCCAAGGUUAAACAUAAAAAGAAGCACUACAAAUCAACUUCGCACAGACUGAAAGUCAUUUCAAAGUCAAUGGGGACGAGUACGGGUGGCACAACAAAUCAUGGAACUUCUGCAGUAGCAAUCACUAACCAUGAUUACUUGAGCCAAGAAACUGCUGCAGAAAUAAAAACCUCUCCAGAGACAUCUGAGAAAGAGAUUGAGGCAGAUGGACCAUCAGCCCGAAGAGCUGAGGAAGGUGAAAACAGUGGAGAUCAAAUGUUAUCUGGUUCUAAACUGACCGUGGAUCAGGUGGAAAAAAGAAACAAAGCAGAUAGCACAUGUGAUAUGAGUAGCUUGGCAGAGAGUAUAAAGAGAGCAGGUGAAGGCAGAAUAACUCCUAAAAAUGAUUUUAUUGAAUCUCCUCCAUUACAAAGCAGCUUUUCCCAAAUACCUGAUGUCUCUCAGUCAGCCUCUGUACCACUACUUGUCUACUCGGCUUCAGACAGCAGAAGAGAGUUGGAUUCAGGAAACAGUUCAAACCUUUGA